Molecule: messenger RNA, 3453 nt
Organism: Melozone crissalis (California towhee)
Lineage: Eukaryota; Metazoa; Chordata; Aves; Passeriformes; Passerellidae
Gene: ZCCHC14
Product: zinc finger CCHC-type containing 14
Exons: 13
Coding region: 14-3265 (1083 amino acids)
Molecular function (GO): phosphatidylinositol binding; nucleic acid binding; zinc ion binding
Source: RefSeq, a predicted model, not a curated record
GGCGCGGGGCACCAUGGUGGAGAAGCGGUGCCCGCGGCUGCAGCGGGACGGCGUGUACCGCUGGUUCUCCGAGCUGCCCUCCCCGCAGCGCGUGGAGUUCCUGUGCGGCCUCCUGGACCUGUGCAUCCCGCUGGAGCUGCGCUUCCUGGGCGCCUGCCUGGAGGACCUGGCCCGCAAGGAUUAUCACUCCCUGCGCGACUCCGAGAUCAAGGCCAACAACCCCGCCGACCUGGGCAGCCUCACCAACCUGACGGACGAGGUGGUGCGCAGCAAACUGCUGGUGUCCCUCGCCCUGCUGGGCUCUGCCCACCGCGAGGCCGCCGGGGUCCUGUUCCGCACCCUCACCCACAUCGACUCGGUCAUCAACAACUACGGGCUGCAGCUCAACGAGGGCCGCACGGGGGAUGAGUUCCUGUUGCUCUUCACCAUGGCAUCCAACCACCCGGCGUUCAGCUUCCACCAGAAGCAGGUGCUGAGGGAGGAGCUCACCCAGAUCCAGAGUCUCAUGGCCAGCACCAGCAAGAAUCCCAGCACCUCUACCCUCAACACCAUGGCAACCUAUCCUGGCUGCCAUAAGGUCACUCCAAGGUCUGAGACCCCCAUCAACAGUGUCAGUAACAGCUUGGAAAAUGUGCUCCACACAUCCACACAUUCCAUGGAGGAGUCACUACCCAAGAGGCCUUCAGGGAAACACUCCAAAGUGAGUGUUGAAAAAGUGGAAUUGAAGGGGCUGGCACACAAGAAGAAUGAAAGAAAUGUUGAGUAUUCCUUUGAGGUCCUGUGGUCUGAUUCUUCGGUGACGUUGGUAACCAAAUCUUCUGCUGAAGUGACUGAAUUCAUUUCAAAGCUGUCUCAGCUGUAUCCAGAAGAAAACUUGGAGAAAUUCAUUCCCUGCUUAGCUGGUCCAGAUUCCUUUUACCUGGAACGGAACCACAUGGACCUGGAAUCAGACCUGAGGUACCUGGCCCCGUUCCCUUCCCAUGUGGUGAAAAACGACCACGUCAGGAAGUUCUUCAGCACUUCAUCUCCCUCACAGCAACUUCAGAGCUCAAAUCCUGGCAACCCCUCCCUGUAUAAAGUAGGAACUACGCUGGGAACAUCUGGAAGACCUAUAUGUGGGGUGGCUGGAAUUCAGAGUUCCCAGAGCCACGUGCAGCACUCGGGCGCUGCCCCGGUGUCCCUGGCGCACUGCGCGCACUCCGGCGGCGCCGGCUCCGCGCUGGGCUACCGCUCCCAGCUGGAGAGCUCCUCCCCUGCCAUGCUGAUGUCUUCCAGCCCCCAAACCCCUCAGACGCAGGAGCAAAACGGGAUCCUGGACUGGCUCAGGAAGCUGCGCUUGCACAAGUAUUACCCCGUGUUCAAACAGCUCACCAUGGAGAAGUUUCUGAGUCUUACUGAGGAAGAUCUGAAUAAGUUUGAGUCCCUCACCAUGGGAGCAAAGAAGAAGCUCAAGACCCAGCUAGAGCUGGAGAAGGAGAAGUCAGAGAAACGGUGCCUAAACCCCUCCACACCUUCCUCAGUGACCAGCAGUGGGGUGGCCAGGGUUCCCCCCACCUCCCACGUGGGGCCCAUCCAGAGUCUCCGGGGCAACCACGCUGCAGAGCUGCGAGUGGACGUGGAUCAGGCAGCCCACCCUCUGCCCAGGGAGGGCAGCUCCUCCGAGUACUCCAGCUCCAGCUCCAGCCCCAUGGGGAUCCAGGCGCGGGAGGAGAGCUCGGACAGCGCCGAGGAGAACGAGAGACGCCUGGAGCUCCACCUGGACGCCUCGGACAAGGAGAAGCCGGUGAUGCUGCUGAACCAUUUCCCCUCGAGCUCUGCCAGGCCCACGGCCCAGGUGCUGCCCGUGCAGAACGACGCUGGCUCGGGCCCUGGCGGGCACCACGCGCUGCCCAUGCAGAUGCUGUCCCCGAGCCCCUCACACAUGGCCCCCAUCCGCAUGCUCGGCUCCGUGCACAAACCCGAGCGCGGCUCCGCCGACAUGAAGCUGCUCUCGUCCUCCGUGCACUCCCUCUUGUCUCUGGAGGAAAGGAAUAAAGUGUCUCCCGGCUCGAGGGGCAGCAUCAAGAUGGAGAAGGGCUUUGGGAACGCCGUGGUGGACGUCAUGUCCGCGUCCUCGCCGCACCAGCCCCUGCAGGUGCUGUCGGGGGGCGCCGAGAGCAGCUCCCCAACGUCCACCAUGAACUUUGGGCCUCGCACCAAAGUCGUCCACGCUUCCGCUCUGGACAGAGUGAUCAAACCGGCCCAGCAGCCAGGACUCAUAGUGGAGACGAGCACUGCUGCCACGGUGACGUCCAGCACAGUCUUCCACGUGGCUCGUCCGCCCAUCAAACUCCUGGUGUCGUCGUCUCUUCCCACCGACUCCGCCAUGGCCGGACAGACUUCCUGCUCCAGUAAUAUGCAAAUAACGGUGUCCCCUGCAAUAAUCAACCCCCGGACCGCUCUGUACACAGCCAACACCAAAGUUGCCUUUUCUGCCAUGAGCAGCGUGCCCGUGGCGCCCAUGCAGGGCAGCUUCUGCGCCAACAGCAACGCGGCCUCCUCCAGCAGCCACCCGUCCCCGUCCUUCACCACCAUGGCCAACCUGCCCAGCUGCCCCGCGCCCAGCUCCAGCCCCACGCUCCCCUCCGGCGCCGACAACAACUUCUACAGCAGCAGCAGCAGCAGCAGUAGCAGCAGCAGCAGCAGCGGCUCGGCCGGGAGCGUGCCCGUCCCCAACCAGAACCACCAUCACCACCACCACCAGCAGCCGCCGCCGCAGCCCCCUGGCUGCAUGGUGUGCAGCUCCUGCGGCUGCAGCGGCAACUGCGGCUCCAGCGGCAUGACCGUCAGCUACGCCAACUAUUUCCAGCACCCCUUUUCAGGACCUUCCAUGUUUACUUUCCCUUUCCUGCCCUUCAACCCCCUGUGUAGCAACGGCUACAUCAACACGCAGCAGUACAACAGCAGCACCACGUUCCCCGUGGUGCACACGGCCUACAACAGCGGCCUGGCCCCCGACUCCGUCAUGGCCGGCCAGUCCACCUUCGCCGUGCCCCCCAUGCAGAACUUUAUGGCGGGCACGGCCGGGGUGUACCAGGCACAGGGGAUGAUGGGCAACGGCAACGGGUCAAGCCACAAAAAGAACGGGAACCUCUCCUGUUACAACUGCGGGGCCAGCGGGCACAGAGCUCAGGACUGCAAACAGCCACCCAUGGAUUUCAAUCGGCAAGGUACGUUCAGGCUGAAGUACGCCCCUCCCUCGGAAAGCCUGGACUCCACAGACUGAGCUUCCCCAGCUGGCACCACGAUGCUGUAAAGCCAUGGAGAGCGACGGAGAUCGAACUGCAAAACUGAGACGUCCAGUUGCUGUUAAGCUUAAUGUAUUUUUUAAUCCAAAGGUGCUUUACUUUAUUAGACUAGGUAGAAAAUCUAGCUUAGGGGUGCAACCAACCCAGUUUUGAUUGCCAAAUUCAA